CCGGUUGCCGACACCUCCUUUCUCACUACUGCUCCCCUGCGCGCACGUAGUACCCCCUCCUUCCCUCCUUCUCUUCGUCGCCUCUCGCGCUCGACCGAACCCCCCUCCCCCCCGUUACCAUGGCCCCUCCCAAGACCGUCUACGCCGCUCUGCCGGCCACCACUCGUGGCUUUGCCACCCACAUGUUCUCCGGCACCACCCCCGGCCCCAAGGGCUUCGGCCCGAAUGUCGUGUACACCAACGGCCGGUCGGUGUUCAUCCGUAACAUCCAGGACCCGACCAUCGCCGACCAGUACAGCGGCCAUGCCCACAACACCACCGUCGCCGCGUACUCGCCCUCCGGCUACUACAUCGCCUCUGCCGAUGUCUCCGGUACCGUGCGCAUUUGGGACACCACCCAGCGCGGGGAGAACCCCCUGAAGAUCGAGCUCAAGGUCCUCGGUGGCGAGAUCAAGGACCUGGCCUGGGAUUCCGAGUCCAAGCGCAUCAUCGUCGUCGGCCAGGGGUCCGAGCGCUUCGGCCACGCCUUCCUCUUCGACUCCGGCUCCUCGUGCGGUGAGAUCUCCGGCCACAGCAAGGUGAUCAACAGCUGUGCCAUCAAGCCCAGCCGCCCCUUCCGCGCGGUCACCGGGUCCGAUGACUUCAAUGUCAACUUCUUCGAGGGCCCCCCCUUCAAGUUCAAGCAGUCCAACCGCGACCACACCCGGUUCGUCAACUGCGUGCGCUUCGCCCCGGAUGGCAGCCUCUUUGCCUCGGUCGGGGCCGAUUCCCAGAUCCUGGUGUUCGACGGCCGUGAUGGCUCGCUCGUCGGCAAGAUGGACGAGGCCUCCGCCCACAAGGGCACCAUCUACUCGCUGGCCUGGUCCCCCUGCUCCAAGGAGAUCCUCACCGCUUCCGGCGACCGGACUUGCAAGCUGUGGAAUGUCGAGUCCCGCACCUGCAUCGCCACCUUCACCAUGGGCCCCAGCCCCAAUGACCAGCAGGUUGGCUGCCUGAUCGACCCCGCCGGCCAGCUGCUGUCCCUCUCCCUGUCCGGCGCCAUCAACUACCUGAACCGCGACCAGCCCGAGGGGCCGCCCCUGCGCGUGGUCAAUGGCCACUCGCGCCCGGUCAUGUCGCUGGCCUACAUGCCGGAGUCCAACACCCUGGUGUCCGGCGACAACUCCGGCCAUGUCAUGCACUGGGAUGUGGCCACCGGUGCCAGCACCGUCGUCCUGCAGGCCGAUGCCAAGCCCGGCCACAGCAACCAGGUGUCCUUCAUCCUGGCCCAGGGGCCCACCCACGCGGUGUCCAUCGGUCUCGAUGACACCGUCCGCGCCGUGGAGGUCGAGAAGCCGGCCUUCGGCUCCGCGGUUCAUGCUCUCCCCAGCCAGCCGACCGCCGCCGCCGCGCACCCCAACUUCUCGGUCAUCGGCACCAACGACGGCAUGCUGCACCUGCUGUCGGCUGCCGAUGAGGGCCCCUUCCGCGUGCUGUCCUCCAUCAAUGCCAAGCUCCCCGGCACCGCGGUGGCCUCGCUGGCCAUCUCCCCCUGCGGCACCGAGGUGGCCGCCGGCGCUUCCCAGAACGGCACCAUCCACGUCUUCACCAUCGAGGGCCAGUCGCUGCUCGUGGAGAAGCCGGCCUUCACCCUGGCCGACUCCAACCGCGCGACCGUCAGCUCGCUGGCCUACUCGCCGGACGGCCUGUGGCUCGCUGCCGGUGACAGUGUCAACCAGGUGGUCGUGUACAAGCGCGACUCCUCCGGCUACACUUCCCAGGGCGAGGACUGGGUGUACCAUGUGAGCCGCAUCACCAGCCUGGCCUGGUCCUCGGACUCCAAGCACCUGGCCUCCGGCUCGGUCGACACCCACGUCUACGUCUGGCGCAUCGGUGCCGAUGGCAAGCCGUCCUCCAACAAGACCGCCCUCCUGCACAGCCACGUCGGCCAGGUGAGCGCCCUCGCCUGGAUCGAGCCCAAGGGCAAGCCCGAGGGUGACGAGCUGCUGCUCGCUUCGGCCGGCCAGGAUGGCUGUGUCAAGUUCUGGCCCGUGCCCAUCUAAGGGGUGACCCUUUCCGGGGGGGGGGGGG
Messenger RNA from Fonticula alba, 2070 nucleotides. RefSeq lists its product as hypothetical. The coding region runs from base 120 to 2042 and encodes 640 amino acids. The transcript has 4 exons. Gene Ontology annotation, molecular function: actin filament binding. Lineage: Eukaryota; Rotosphaerida; Fonticulaceae. The record is from RefSeq and is a predicted model, not a curated record. Gene Ontology annotation, cellular component: cortical actin cytoskeleton. Gene Ontology annotation, biological process: actin filament depolymerization; positive regulation of actin filament depolymerization.